AUGGAAGAGCUAGCCCGGGAGAGCAUCAGCCUGCUGGCUCGGUCUGCGUCUCAUGCAGACCCUCCGCGGCUCGGCUCGUUUGGAGCAGUGUUCAUCAUGCUUAAAUCUGCGCUUGGAGCCGGACUGCUCAACUUCCCCUGGGCUUUCCAGAAGGCGGGAGGAGUGAAAACUGCCGUCAGUGUGGAGCUGGUGUCCCUGGUAUUUCUUAUCAGCGGUUUGGUCAUCCUCGGCUAUGCCUCGUCUAUCAGCAGGCAGAACACCUAUCAGGAUGUUGUGCGAGAGGUGUGUGGACAAGCUGUGGGCCAACUGUGCGAGGUCUGUUUCUGCUUCAACCUCUUCAUGAUAUGUGUGGCCUUCCUGGUGGUGGUGCAGGACCAGCUGGAGAAAUUGUGUAUUUCUUUAUAUGAGACGGUGACCGGGUCGAGUGAGGGAGAAAUGCCGUAUCACUGGUACACUGACCAGCGAUUUGCCCUCUUCAUCAUGUGUCUGGUCAUCAUUCUCCCCCUGUCCAUCCCAAAAGAAAUUGGUAUCCAGAAAUACACAAGUGUGUUGGGGACACUGGCAGCUACAUAUCUGUGUGUGGCGGUGAUUGUCAAAUAUUACAUGAUGGAGAGCCACACUGCCAUAAUAACUCCAGAGCACAGCCAGGGUAUAGGUUCAUGGGCAUCAAUGUUCAGUGUUGUUCCAACCAUCUGCUUUGGUUUCCAGUGCCAUGAAGCCUGUAUAGCAAUCUACAGCAGCAUGGAGAACCAGAAGCUCUCCCACUGGGUGAUCAUCUCUGUGGUCUCCAUGUUUUUCUGUUUGCUCAUCUAUACCCUCACAGGUGUGUACGGCUUCAUGACGUUUGGGCGAGACGUUGCCUCAGAUAUUUUGAUGUCAUAUCCAGGAAAUGAUGUGGUCAUGAUCAUUUCAAGACUACUUUUUGGAAUAUCGAUUAUUACCAUCUAUCCUAUUAUUCUUCUUCUGGGGAGAUCUGUCAUCCUGAAUCUGAUGCUGCGUGUCCAAAGACGUCGUCGGGGAAUUGUCACCCACUCAUUUGAGAGUCGCUGCAGAGCGGUCCUCACUGUGAUCUGGAUCACCAUCACUCUGCUCAUUGCCAUGUUUGUCCCUGAUAUGGGAGAGGUCAUCAGUGUCAUAGGAGGAAUCAGUGCCUUCUUCAUCUUUAUCUUUCCUGGUCUUUGCUUAGUGUUCACAAUGCAAACCGAAAAUGUGACUCCAAAAGUCAGGGUGAUUUUAACAGUUUGGGGAAUCAUAACCAUCGUUGUUGGAGCCUUCAUCUUCGGACAGAGCACAACCAUCGCUAUCAUGGAGCUUUUAAACAAAUUCUGA
Molecule: messenger RNA, 1329 nt
Organism: Scomber japonicus (chub mackerel)
Lineage: Eukaryota; Metazoa; Chordata; Actinopteri; Scombriformes; Scombridae
Gene: slc38a8b
Product: solute carrier family 38 member 8b
Exons: 10
Coding region: 1-1329 (442 amino acids)
Biological process (GO): amino acid transmembrane transport
Molecular function (GO): amino acid transmembrane transporter activity
Source: RefSeq, a predicted model, not a curated record